Molecule: messenger RNA, 1209 nt
Organism: Lolium perenne
Lineage: Eukaryota; Viridiplantae; Streptophyta; Magnoliopsida; Poales; Poaceae
Biological process (GO): regulation of transcription by RNA polymerase II
Molecular function (GO): DNA-binding transcription factor activity, RNA polymerase II-specific; protein dimerization activity; RNA polymerase II cis-regulatory region sequence-specific DNA binding
Source: RefSeq, a predicted model, not a curated record
AUGGAGGGAGUACCAUAUUAUGAAAAGAAAAAUGGUAUGGCUUCUAGAAAAAUGGUUAGUAUGCCAAGAAGAGAGAGGCGGUCGGGUGUUGUUCACAUCGCAAAUGACAAAGAGCGUGACGUCACUUUCUACAAGAGACGUUUUGGCUUAUUUAAAGGUGCCGCUGACCUCUCUGCCCUCACUGGCGCUAGGGUUUCUGUCGUACUAGAGACGGACAAUGGAAAGAUUCACUCGUUUGGUACACCAUCAGCGAAGCCCCUUGUUGAUGCUUACUUAUCAGGAACAGCUCCAUACAUCGACAAGGUGAAAGAAGCGAAGAUUGCACAAGUGCAAAGUGAAGUGGCUCGGUUGGACAUGGAGAACACAACCAAGGAUAAAACAAAGCAAAUCUACAUCGAGCGUAUGAAGAAGAAGCAAGAUGAGAACCCAGGUAUUGCAGCAAACCUUAUCUUCUUGAAGGAUGAAGAUCUUGAUCUGGAAGAUCUCCAUACACUCUUCAAUGACCUCUCGCGGGUCCAGGAGGACUACCAAAAUCAGUUGACUCCAUUGCAUCAUGGCCAUCAGGCCCAAAUUAGCCGCCAAAGCAUGACAAGGAACAUGCUACCACCAGCUGGACUAUCAUAUGAUCACAUGCAGGCUACUUGUUUGUCAAAACAGUCGCCGUGGUCUCAUCAUCCUUCGCAACAACAGUUGCUUUCAGUUCCACUAUCAUCACCACCAGAACAAACAUUGUCUCCACUUCAUACGGUGAAGGUACCAAAAAUUCUCCAUACUGCACCAUCAGCUUCGCCACAACAAUUGACUUCCCUGCUACAACCGGUUCCUCAUCUGAUACACAAGCUACCUCCACGGCAAGAUCGACACCUUCCGUGCCACCCAAGUCCUUGCAACACGGUGCAACCACAACAGAACUACGUGAGUCAUAACAUGACCUUCAAGCAUAAUCUGGAGGACUCUGCAUUAUCGGUCAACUCCGGUGUCAAUAAUUUUGCAAUUGAUGGCCUUUUUGGUUGUGACCCAUGGGGCUAUCCUCUCUCAAAUAAUGUAUACCACAAUGGAUUCCAAGGGGUGGAGGCUUGCAUGGGCUAUAAUGGUACCAAUGUAGGCCACUCUUCCAUGGAAACUAAUGGAUGGUUCAAUGCACCGCCAGAGGAUUCUCGUAGUAGGCAAGAUGAGGAUAUCCAUGCAUUGUACGGAGGGCAUCACUAG